GCACAACCAGGCAGCCCAAGGAGGGAGAAGUCCCGGGGGUGGAUUAUAAUUUCGUGACCGUUGACCGGUUUAUGGAAUUGGAGAAAAGCGGAGCCCUGCUAGAGAGCGGAACAUAUGAAGAAAACUUCUACGGUACCCCGAAGCCUCCGGCCGAGCCCAGCGCUCUGCUGCUAAAUGUAACGGAUCAGCUGCUGCCGGGCGCCAGACCCAGCUCCGAGGGCAAGAGGAAGCGUAACAAGUCAGUCAGCAACAUGGAGAAGGCCAGCAUCGAGCCCCCCGAGGAGGAGGAGGAGGAGAGACCCAUCGUCAAUGGAAACGGCGUCGCCGUCACCCCAGAGUCGAGUGAGCAUGAGGACAAGAGCACAGACGCUUCGGGAGACAUCGGCCCCCCGAGCCACCCCGCGGAGGCCCCGACAGAGGCGCUCAAAGAGGACGGACUGUCCCCGAAAUUCACGGCACCCAAACCCGACGAGAACGACGAGCUUGGGCCGCUGCCGGACAACUGGGAGAUGGCGUACACCGAGAAAGGAGAAGUGUACUUCAUAGACCACAACACCAAGACGACAUCGUGGCUGGACCCGAGGCUCGCCAAGAAGGCAAAGCCGCCCGAGGAAUGCAAAGAGGAUGAGCUUCCUUAUGGCUGGGAGAAAAUCGAUGACCCCAUUUACGGCAGCUACUAUGUCGAUCAUAUAAACAGAAGGACCCAGUUUGAGAACCCCGUCCUCGAGGCUAAAAGGAGACUCCAGCAGCAGCAGCAGAUGCAAAACCAGGGUCUGUCCUCACUGCCCCUUCCCACCAUCUACAGAGAGAAGCCGCUGUUCACUCGGGACCCCACACAGCUUAAAGGCAGUUUCCUGUCCACAUCACUCCAAAAGAGCAACAUGGGGUUUGGCUUCACCAUUAUCGGAGGCGACGAGCCCGACGAGUUCCUCCAGGUCAAGAGUGUUAUCCCCGAUGGGCCCGCUGCAGCUGACGGGAAGAUGGCCACAGGUGAUGUCAUCGUCUACAUCAAUGACGUGUGUGUCCUGGGCACCACCCACGCCGACGUGGUCAAACUGUUCCAGUCCGUUCCAAUUGGUCAGAGCGUCACCCUCGUCUUGUGCCGCGGCUACCCGUUGCCCUACGACCCGGAGGAAGCCGGAAACGCCAACAACAACACCACCACCACCAUCAUCUCCCCGCUGGGCAUCAUGGAGCAGCGGCCCAUCAUGGUGAACGGCAGGACUGGCUACGACAACUACCUGGACUAUUUAUCCCGCACCGCGCGCUACGUCAGCGACCCCAGCCAGGAACAGGUCAACGCCCAGCAGCAGCUGCUCACCCCUCAUCCCGGUGACACCCACUUGGACGGCUCGCUUCCUCCCACCACCGGGACCACGCCUCCCGACAGCGUCUCCAUGGCAUCGUCGGGGGCGACCCAAGGGGAACUGCUUACCCUGACCAUGGUGAAGGGAGUGGAUGGUUUUGGAUUCACCAUCGCGGACAGUUCUACGGGCCAGCGGGUCAAACAGGUGCUGGAGCCUCAGGGUUGCCCUGGUCUGUGCGAGGGCGACCUGAUUGUGGAGAUUAACAAGCAACUGGUGCAGGGAUUCACUCACACACAGGUGGUGGAGCUUCUUAAGGAGUGUGCGGUGGGAGCCGAGACCUGCCUUGUGAUCCAGAGAGGUGGAACAGGUCACUAUUCACCCUGGAAGACCCCUAAGCAGGUUCUGGAUCAGUGGGAGUGCCAGCAGGGCCAGAGCAGCCCCGCUCAGACCAGCCUGUCAGCCCCCGUUAUCCCCCACAACGCCCCCUUCCCAACACACCAUCUCCACAGGGCCUCGGUCCCAGACUCAGCCUCCGAGGCCUUGGCCCUGGCUAAACCAGACCCUUAUGAUCUUUAUGAGAAGUCCAGGACUGUCUAUGAGAGUAGGCAACCAGGCCAACCAAGGACUGUAUUUCCUGUCGACUCUUCAGGUUCAGGGGCAGAGUACCAGGACAUCGAGGUGAACCUGCGCAGACAGAAGUCUGGUUUUGGUUUCCGGGUGCUGGGCGGGGACGAGGCCGGGCAGCCUGUGAGUCCGGAGACGCGUGAGAAGAUCCUGAUUGGUGCGAUCAUCGAGAAGAGUCCGGCAGACCUGGACGGACGUUUACGACCCGGUGACGAGCUGCUGUUUGUGGACGGGAUCCCGGUGGUGGGGAAACCUCACAGAUACGUUAUCGACCUGAUGCACGGUGCGGCAAGAAACGGACAGGUCAACCUGGUCAUCAGGAGGAGGAUGCAGGCAGCAGGUGAGUCCUGUCCGGAGAACGGCCGCAGCUCCGGCUCCGUCUCCACGCAGCACAGCUCCCCCCGCAGUGACUUCACAUACGGCAACAGCACCGUCACCGCCCAGGCGCCCAACGCCACUUCAGACAGGACGUCCACCCCCAACACACAACCCAGCGACGUCGUCAUCAACCGCAAGGAGAGCGAAGGCUUCGGUUUCGUCAUCAUCAGCUCGCUCAAUCGUCCCGAGGCCGCGGCCACCAACACCGUGCCCCAUAAAAUCGGCCGCAUCAUCGAGGGCAGCCCAGCCGACCGCUGCGGGAAACUGAAGGUGGGGGACAGGAUCCUGGCGGUGAACAGCCAGAGCAUCGUCAACAUGCCGCACGCCGACAUCGUUAAGCUGAUCAAAGACGCGGGCCUCAGCGUCACCCUGAGGAUCAUCCCGCAGGAAGAAAUCAGCAACCCCCCCUCAGCCCACAGCUCGGAGAAGCAAAGCCCCCUCGCCCAGCAGCACAGCCCCAAGAACCAGCCGAGCAACGCCGCCACUCAGCCCAACGCCGCGGUGACGGAUUCAAACCCUCCCGUUAACCAGCCGAACCCUGUCCCACACCAGAGCCCCGGGACCCAGCUGCCUGCCCCGCCUCCGCAGACCUACCCCCACGAGAGCAGUUACAGGUCCGAGGUCAAAGCGAGGCAAGAUGUAAAACCAGAUAUCAGACAGCCGCCGUUCACAGACUACAGGCAGCCGCCCGUGGAUUACAGGCAUCCUCCCGUGGCGGACUACAGGCAGCCCCCCACGCUGGACUACAGACACCCGCCGCUGCUCGACUACAGGCAGCUAGCGCCCGACGCCAGGCAGUUCACCAUCCCAGAUUACAGGAUGCCACCAGUUCAACUCGCACAGGACUUUGACUUCUUCACCGUGGAGCUGGAGAAAAGCGUGAAAGGCUUCGGUUUCAGCAUCCGCGGUGGGCGGGAGUACAAGAUGGACCUGUUUGUCCUUCGACUGGCCGAGGACGGACCGGCCAUCCGCAACGGCAGGAUGAGGGUUGGGGACCAAAUCAUUGAGAUCAAUGGAGAAACCACCCGAGACAUGACCCACGCCAGGGCCAUCGAGCUGAUCAAGUCUGGAGGCAGGCGGGUUCGUCUUCUGCUAAAGAGGGGGACGGGGCAGGUCCCAGAGUACGAUAAUGCCGCCCCAUGGGAUGCUCGCCCUUCAGCCUCCCCAAGCCUGUCGGAAGUAGCCCCUCCCAUCGACAGCCUUUCCAUGCCAUCGCCUUCAUCUCAUCUGGCCCAGGCCCCCGACCAACCUCUGGAAGUCCCUCGAGACCUGGCGGCGGGAGACAGCAGGAAGGAGCGUCCCAAGAGCCCCCAGAAGGCCGAGCUCCCGGGUCCAGAUCCGAUCGGCGGCAGAGCCAAGAAAGAGGGUGGCAGGUCCACCCACAAGGGGCAAAGGGUGCAGCCUGCUCCGGAGGGGGAAGGGGGCAAAGACAGAGCUGAGAGCGGGGAGCCCAAACCUUCCAGGAGCACCAGAGGGAGGUCCAAGGAGAGGAAUCCUCGCGAUGACAAAGAAUCCGCUCACUCUCCCAGCGUCCAAAAGCUCCCGCACACUAACGGUAACGGGAGGGAGGACUUGGAGUCGGACAGGAGCCUCGGAGAGAGCCGACCCAACAAGAGCACCAGCAGCGGGGGCAACGUAGCUGGGAGGAAGGCCACGGUCUCUCCCGGGCCUUGGAAGAUCCCCGGGUCGGACAAGCUGCCGAGCACACUGCGCACGGGGACGUCCACGCUGAGCAGAUAACACCGCGGCUCCAGCAGGAAAACAAGUGAGACCACCCUCCAACUUUCUGUGCUCCUUUAAGCCUACAUUGACCACUUUUUGACCCCAUUUUGACCCCAUUCUCCGAAAACACCAAACAGUCAAAACCAAGGGGGAGGCAGGGUGAUCUGGACCACGUGUUUUUAGAGUUUUAUUUAUGAAACUGUACUCUAAAUUAUUACCAGAGAGAUUCUACACCCACCACCUUAAGAACUGGAAAUGAAUCAUCCACCUUCUUUUUAAAAAAAAAAAAAUAUGGAAGAUCAAGUAGUGUGUGUGUGUGUGUGUGCGUGUGUGUGCGUGUGUGUGCGUGCGCGUGCGUGCGUGCGUGCGUGCGUGCAGCAUGAGGGGAAAAUCAUUCGGGGGUUCAAAAACUUUGAAGACUAUUUUGGAAUCCUCCCAAAGCAGAACUGGGUGGCAAACAUGCAAAUAUGAACAAGUGACAGGAUGCAACUGUCUGAUUUUUUUUUCUACAAAUAUAUCUUCACGGUGGAGUCUGUUCUAUGAAGCGGAAUGUUUAAAGGAUGAUUUGCCUGUUUUGUUUUUUUGUUUUUGUUCUUUGACGAGAUCGAAUGGAAGAAAGAGUGAAAUCGGAGAUGAAAUCUAGUCAUCAACAGAACUUUGCCUUAAGACUGUGCGGGCCUGAAUCUGUCUUGAAAUAAUCUAUCAGAUGAUUAUAGACAUAGAUAUAUUAUAAUGAAUAUGAAUAUGUGGGAUCAUUUUGUAAAUAAGAUCAUCUUUAAAGUGAACUCAACCUUAGUAGAGACGAUCAAUAUUCUAAUCCGUGCUGAGAGGAACAACAUGGACCAGAACUUUCACCAAUACAACUUCAACUUCUCUCCCCACCCCCUGUGACUGCAUCACGGGGUCUCGACUGAACGGUCUAUUUGUGCUAGAAUCCUCCCCGAGUUUUGUCGGGGAUGUCAUGUCAAUCAGUUUUGUCUCAUUUCUGUGCUCAAAGAGGUCGGCGACAGUGGCGUCCAGAGGAGGAGCUUGCACGAGGGGCAGAGUGCCUUAGACUGACAGAGAGGUCCAAAACACUAGAAGAGGGUUUGAAACAGGCUGCUAUACAACUUUCACUUUACACAUAUAAAGGAUAAACUGUAUUUUUUCAUAUACCAGUGAGAAAAAAGGUGAAAUAUAUAAUUUAUUUCACAAGCUUACGUAUGAAAAUAAGUCUAUUAACAGAAGCGUCUUUAUUUGUACAAGAGGUUCGGUUUGGGUCACGGUACUUUCUGUUACUGAUUUCAUAACGAGGUCUGACACUCGUGAUUUGCUACUUUUGCAAUCGGCUGUUGACUCGUUGAAUGAAGUGAAUCUCACUUGUCAUUUUGCUCCUCUAACAAUCUGCAGCCUGACUGAGUGAUUAAAUGAAGGAUUUGAAAAUGGAGACGUAUUUUCUACACGCGGGCGGAGGAGAAGGCUGCACCUGCCACAGCCACUUCCAGCUGCUGAUUUGAUUUGUUGGAGUUGAUUCUGUCGACACUGUGUGAUAAUAACACGUUCAUCUCCAUGCCAAAGCUCCCCUUUCAUUUUCAUUUGUUUCAUCAGACACUUUUUAGCCCCCCUUCCCCCAGACUUUGAAAUAAUGGGUACCAGACUCCAGGUAACUAAAGAAAACUCAAAUUUCAUGUGGAAUAUAAAUUAUUAUGUCAGAGAAGAAGACAGCUCAGCCCCGAGAACAACAAAGCAAAAUAAAGCCCCAAAACAUGGAUUUUAGAUUUCUCUGACCAGAGGUAGCAAACGCUGCCUUCAUACUGCAUCGUUCAUGUUCAUGCGCUCCUUUAUUUAGUAACUUUACGUUUGGAUCAGAAAAAAAAAAGUGCAUAUUUUUUGCUCAGCCUUUGCACAAAUCACUGCUUGCCACAUCUGAGCUGUCUCCAUCGAGCCAAAACUGUAAGUACUUUUCUACAGAAAGCAAAAAAAAAAGAAGAAAAAAACACAUCUAAAGGUUCUUAUUUUAUAUUGUCCAUUGUGUGUGUGUGUGUGUGUGUGUGCGUGUGUGUGUGCGUGCGUGUGUGUGUGUGCGGCACCAUAAACUCGAACCCAAACGGCUCAGUAUCACUGUGUAUGUCCUAGCAGUGUGUAGACCCUGAACAAAUAUCUCUAUAAAUAUGACUCAGUGUACUAUUCAUGGUCACAAAGACUCUAAGUGGAGCAACUAUUUUUAUGAAAUGCAACACUAUGGAUAUAUUAACUUUUGCAGAAAUCUUGUUUACCUGUAUGAUAUCCUGAAAACGCUGUCAAAAAUAAAAGAUGAAAUCAUGACAGAUUUA
This is a messenger RNA of Labrus bergylta (ballan wrasse), 6343 nucleotides long. Lineage: Eukaryota; Metazoa; Chordata; Actinopteri; Labriformes; Labridae. The record is from RefSeq and is a predicted model, not a curated record.